Messenger RNA from Gadus macrocephalus (Pacific cod), 1231 nucleotides. RefSeq names its product transmembrane protein 106B-like. The record is from RefSeq and is a predicted model, not a curated record. Lineage: Eukaryota; Metazoa; Chordata; Actinopteri; Gadiformes; Gadidae. The transcript is spliced from 8 exons. Bases 166 to 960 code for a protein of 264 amino acids.
CUGCACCAAUCAGCGUCCCCCGCUUAACUCGCUCAUCGAAUCAGGAGAGGAGGGGAGGCGGGUGCUUCGCGGGGCUGCUAUUCGUCCACCACAACAAACAGCGCUGCGAUCGAAUGGCAAAUACCCAAUAGACAAAAGAGCGGAUAAACGACACACGGACACACCAUGGGCUCGUCCCGCUCCCGUACGGCCAAGCCCGGCGACGACGGCCAGGACGCGCUCACGACCAACGCAGAGUCCACGGACACGCACGGCGAGGAGGACGGGAAGCACGGAGACGUGUCUCAGUUCCCCUACGUCGAGUUCACCGGGCGGGACAGCGUCACCUGCCCCACGUGCCAGGGCACCGGCAGAAUACCGCGGGGACAGGAAAACCAGCUUGUGGCUCUGAUUCCAUACAGCGACCAGCGACUCAGACCGAGCAGAACGAAGCUGUACGUCACCAUCUCGGUGUCCAUCUGUCUGCUGCUGUCCAGCCUGGCCGUCUUCUUCCUGUUCCCCCGCACCAUCGACGUCUCCUACGUGGGCGUCAAGUCGGCGUUCGUCUCCUACGACUCGGACCAGAGGAUCGUCUUCCUCAACAUCACGAACACUCUGAACAUCACCAACAACAACUACUACGCCAUCUCCCUGACCAACAUCACGGCCCAGGUCCAGUUCUCCAAGACGGUGAUCGGCAAGGCCAGGAUCAACAACAGUACCAUGAUCGCACCGCUGGGCAAGCAACAGAUCGACUACACCGUUCCCACCACCAUCGCCGAUGAGAUGAGCUACAUGUUUGAUUACUGCACCUUGCCGUCCAUAAGAGUCCACAACAUCGUGGUCAUGAUGCAGGUUACCGUGACGACGUCGUACUUCGGCCACGCGGAGCAGGUGUCCCAGGAGAUGUACCAGUACGUCGACUGCGGGGGGAACACCACCUCCCUGCACGGGCACGGGCACGUGCAGGUCUACAAAUGAGCAGCGACGCCCAGGGAGCGGGUACCAUGGUAACGGGUACCAUGGUAACGGGUCCCAUGGUAGCUGGGACCAUGGUAACGGGUCCCAUGGGAGCGGGUACCAUGGUAAUGGGUACCAUGGUAACGGGUCCCAUGGUAACGGGGCCCAUGGUAACGGAUCCCAAGGUACCCGCUACCAUGGUACCAUGUUACCACGCUACCGGGUACCAUGUUAAAGGGUACCAUGGUAACAAGUUCCAAGGGUUCCUGUUACCAUGGCAGCCGGCCCCAUG